AUGGCAGAUGUGGUGAAAUCGCUCUCACGCGAUGAAAAGCCGCCAUCGGCCGUCGAGCACGAUGCUCCAGCCGAGGCAGGCGACAUGGAACUCUUGGCAACACUGGGCUACAAGCAGGAACUACGACGCCAUUACUCGACAAUCCAAAUCUUCGCCGUGGCAUUCAGUAUCAUGGGCCUACUACCCUCCAUCGCGUCGACACUGUCUUUUUCCAUGCCGGCUGGGCCUGUGGGGAUGGUUUGGGGCUGGUUGGCGGCGAGUUGUUUCAUUUUCAUUGUUAGUUUGGCGAUGGCUGAUAUGGCUUCCGCAAUGCCCACGGCCGGCGGCCUUUACUUUUGGACACACUACUACGCCGCAGAGAAAUGGAAGAACCCGCUCAGUUUCGUUGUGGGAUAUAGCAAUACCAUCGGGUUAAUCGGCGGUAUCUGCUCAAUCGACUACGGCUUUGCAAACAUGCUCCUCUCAAUGAUCUCCAUAACGCGCGACGGCACCUGGUCUGCAACACGCCCCGUAAUCUACGGCACAUAUGCCGCAACCGUCUUCGCACACGGGUUCAUAGCAAUCUUCUUCGCGCGGGUAAUGCCAAAGAUCCAAUCCGCCUGCAUCUUUCUGAAUAUCGCACUGGUAAUCGCAACCGUCAUCGCGCUGCCGAUUGGGAAAGCACAGAACAACCCGCCUGUCAACUCAGGCUCGUACGUCUUCGGGCACGUCGAGAACCUCACCUCCUGGCCGACGGGCUGGGGCUUCAUUAUGGCGUGGUUAUCACCCAUCUGGACGAUUGGUGCAUUCGACUCGUGUGUGCAUAUGAGUGAGGAGGCGACGCAUGCAACGCGGGCUGUGCCGUUGGGGAUUGUUUCUUCGUCGGGGCUUUGUGGGGUGCUCGGGUGGUUGUGUUUGACUGUUAUUGCGGCGAGUAUGAGUACGGAUAUCGAGGGGGUGCUUGGUUCGAGGUUUGGGCAGCCAAUGGCUCAGAUCUACUACGAUGCCCUCGGCAAAAAUGGCGCCCUCGGAUUCAUGGCCGUUAACGCAAUCGUUCAAUUCUUCAUGGGACUAAGCAUCGUGCUAGCCGCCUCCCGCCAAAGCUGGGCCUUCUCCCGUGACGGCGCCCUGCCUUUGUCAUCCUACUUCCGGAAAGUAAGCCAACACAGUCUAAUGCGCUACCAACCAGUGCGAAUGGUCUGCGGCGUAGUAACUGUCACCGCGAUCAUUGGCCUCCUCUGCUUAAUCGACAAUGCCGCCUCAAACGCCCUUUUCUCCCUCGCCGUCGCAGGCAACGACCUCGCCUGGCUAACCCCCAUCCUAGCGCGUCUCCUCUGGGGCGAGCAGAAGUUCGUGCCGGGCGAGUUUUAUACUGGCCGCUACCUCUCGAAACCUAUUGCGUGGGUUGCGGUCGUUUAUAUGGCUUUUGCGAUUGUUUUGUGUAUGAUUCCGACUGAGGGGCCUCGGCCUUCAGUAAAAAACAUGAAUUAUACGGUUGUCAUUAAUGGGGCACUCUGGCUUGGGGCACUGCUCUAUUAUGCGCUUCAUGCGAGGAAGACGUUUAAAGGGCCACAGACGACUGUUUCGCCGGAGGAUGAGGGGAAGAAGGUUGAGGAUUCUCAGUGA
This is a messenger RNA of Penicillium argentinense, 1605 nucleotides long. RefSeq names its product putative GABA permease. The transcript has 7 exons. The coding region runs from base 1 to 1605 and encodes 534 amino acids. Gene Ontology annotation, biological process: transmembrane transport. The record is from RefSeq and is a predicted model, not a curated record. NCBI's taxonomy places the organism in Eukaryota, Fungi, Ascomycota, Eurotiomycetes, Eurotiales, Aspergillaceae. Gene Ontology annotation, molecular function: transmembrane transporter activity. Gene Ontology annotation, cellular component: membrane.